Messenger RNA from Blastocystis hominis, 719 nucleotides. RefSeq lists its product as hypothetical. The record is from RefSeq and is a predicted model, not a curated record. The transcript has 3 exons. Bases 300 to 719 code for a protein of 139 amino acids. NCBI's taxonomy places the organism in Eukaryota, Bigyra, Opalinata, Blastocystidae. Gene Ontology annotation, molecular function: RNA binding.
UCAUGGACAUGGACAUGGAUAUGGAAGAGGACGUGGAGAUGUAUACUCCUACGGCCCCUGUUGCCCCUGAUCAACAAGCUGUGCCUGUAGCCGCAACGCCGUCUCCUAUACAUACUAUUUACAUACGGAACUUAAACUAUAAACUUCAGCCUAACGAACUUCGCAAAUCGCUCUACAUGGAGUUUAUCAAGUUUGGGAAAAUAUUAGAUGUUAUUGUGGGAAUCAAGCGCUUCGCUCUGCGUGGCCAAGCGUGGAUUGUCUUUGACCAGGUCGAGUCUGCUGUUCGUGCCAUAGCGGAGAUGAAUGGAAAGGUCGUUCUGAAUCGUCCUGUGACGGUGACCUUCGCAAAAACGGAAUCGGACAUUAUUCUGAAGAGAGAAGGUCGCUUUACCUACGUUAAGCGUACAUUCCAGUCCUAUGCAGAAAUCCAUGCUCGCGAGAUGGAGGAGAACGAGGGUCGUGCUGCUGCUGCUCGCAUCCACAACAAUCCUCCGAACAACAAAUUAAUCCUCUUCGAUCUUCCAACGACCAUCACAAAGGAGGUACUGCUUCCGAUCGUCCAGCCCUACGUCGGAUUCCACGAUUUGGGAAUCGUGCCUGGCCGUGGCAUCGCCUUCGUGGAUUUCAACACUAUACACAACGCAGAAGUGUGCUUAAGCGCGAUCAAGUCGGCAACCCUUCCUACAGGAGAGAAGAUAUACGCAUCGUAUGCUAAGUAA